Messenger RNA from Pelodiscus sinensis (Chinese soft-shelled turtle), 790 nucleotides. Lineage: Eukaryota; Metazoa; Chordata; Testudines; Trionychidae. The record is from RefSeq and is a predicted model, not a curated record.
UCGCAGGCCUUUUGGGUGCAUGAAAGCACGUUGGAAAGGGCUUUGAGGCGUGCCGAGAGAAAGCCCUGUGGGAUUGCAGCGCCGAGAGAAAGCUCUGUGGGAUUGCAGCAUAGCGUGGGCCCAACGUCGCCCGAGGGGGAUUCCCCAUUCCGCCCCUUUUCACGCCCGACGCCGCAGAGGUCACGCGCCGGAAUUGCCAAAGCUGAUUAAGAGAAGCACCAUUCCUGGAAAGACCAAAAAACAAAACAAAAAAACACGGCUUGUGCCAGCGAAAAUGGAGAAGAAAGCAAAGGGGAUUCAUCCCCCGUUGCCAGUAAGGUGUAAUUUUCUGCGCACCGGCUUCCUUGCCAUGUGUAUUUUCCUGGGUAUUUGCGCCGGAGCGCUGAUGGGGAGUUUUGCCUGCGUACAGUGUGAGGAAUCCCUCCACGACGUCCCACCAGCAUGGGAACAUCCGAGCGGCCAAACCAAGGGCCCAUCUAGCCCGGCGUCCCGUCUGCUGACAGCGGCCAACACCAGCCACACGCUCCUGGACUGCGGGGAGCAGACCACUGCCUGGGGGAGAUCCGAAGCUGAGACGACGGAAAAAGAACAACAGCAGAGCUCCUCCGAAGACUACGGCCCGGCCGGAUCCGCGCCAGCCCCCGGGGAAGUGACGAAAGAUCGACCGAGCCAGGCGAGUACCCGGGAAUCGGCUUUUUCGGGACAGGCCCGACAGAGGAAAACCAGGACCCAACCGUCACCGGCCGCCCCCGACUCCGACCCCGGUUCCCCGCCCCCAAACCCGAGCUGA